AUGUUUUCAUCAAAUAUAUUUCGUAGAUCUCGAAAUUUGACAUCACGUAUCUUAUACGGGAGAUUUUCUCGCUUCUCGAUUAAGAGAAAUGCUAGUAAAAUUUUUAGAAUACAAACUAAUUCCUUCUCUUCCAAGUCCAUGAAAAUAGCUAUUCUGGGGGCUGCUAGCAAGACGGGAACUUGUCUCUCGUUAUUUCUAAAACAAUCAUCUCUGAUCGACGAAUUGGCAAUCUUCGAUAAUAAAUGUACUUAUGGUCUCGCACUGGAUUUAAAUUAUAUUGACACAAGGUGCAAAGUGAGCACGUGUAAUUAUCCCGACAAAAGUCUCGAGCAUACUCUCGGAGGGGCAAAAAUAGUAAUGAUCGUUGCCGAUCGAUCGAUUGCGGAAGAAUCAAAUCCAUAUCAGGUCCUAAAAUCCAACGCAGACAAGUUGUCCGAUUUAUUACCGAAUGUGAUUAAAUAUUGUCCGCAGGUAAUAAAUUAA
Molecule: messenger RNA, 483 nt
Organism: Ceratina calcarata
Lineage: Eukaryota; Metazoa; Arthropoda; Insecta; Hymenoptera; Apidae
Product: malate dehydrogenase, mitochondrial-like
Exons: 2
Coding region: 1-483 (160 amino acids)
Biological process (GO): tricarboxylic acid cycle
Cellular component (GO): cytoplasm; mitochondrion
Molecular function (GO): L-malate dehydrogenase (NAD+) activity
Source: RefSeq, a predicted model, not a curated record